AUGACAAUGUUCAACAGAUCCAAGCCUGACUCCCAGCACACAGUGACUGGCCACGAUGAUGACAAUGACGAAGAACAUGCACAGAAAGGCCUGGUCGCGCCACGGUAUAUGGGCACCAAGGCUGAUCAGCGCGAUAUGAAUGCCUUAGGUCGAGUACAGGUUUUGCGAAGGAACUUUCGAUUUAUUUCAAUUGUUGGUUUCGGAUGUACCUUGAUCUGCACAUGGGAGGUGAUCUUGACAUUGUUAUCGGCUGGCUUGACCGAUGGCGGCACAGCAGGUUUGAUAUGGGGUUUUGUUGGUGUCUCAUUUGGGUUUUCACUGGUGUAUGCCAGCAUAGCUGAGAUGGCUUCGAUGGCCCCCACUGCUGGUGGACAAUACCACUGGGUCUCUGAGUUUGCACCGAGAAGGGGACAAAAGUUCCUUAGUUAUAUUACUGGCUGGUUAUCCGCAAUGGGAUGGCAAUGUGCCAUCGUAUCCAUCGCCUACCUCGCCGGCACCAUCGUCCAGGGUCUAAUCGUCUUGAAUCAACCAGACUAUGACUUCCAAAGAUGGCACGGGACAAUGCUCGUGAUAGCCAUAUCGACAUUCUCAAUUCUGUUCAACACAUUCCUAGCCAAAAAUCUACCAUUCGUAGAGGGACUCAUCUUGAUUAUCCAUGUUGUCGGCCUGUUCGCUAUCAUCAUCCCGCUAUGGGUUCUCGCACCACGGAACAAUGCUCGCGCAGUGUUCACCACAUUUAACAACGGCGGUGGUUGGGAUAAUUCGGCCACAGCUACGCUGGUGGGACUGUCAACCACUAUCACGUCGAUGCUUGGUUAUGACUGCGCGGUUCAUAUGUCGGAAGAAAUUAAAGAUGCAUCAGAGACUUUGCCUAAAGCUAUGAUGUCCUCUGUUGCUAUCAAUGGCGUGCUAGGUUUUGUGAUGCUGGUCACGCUAUGCUUCACCCUAGGCGAAAUCGAUAAAGUCCUCGACAGCCCGACGGGGUUCCCAUUCAUUCAGAUCUUCUACAACACAACCGGCAGUUUAGCCGCUACGAACGCAAUGACGGUGGUCUUGGUGGUGACACUAACAGCCAGUACGAUUACCGAAGUAGCGACCGCAUCACGACAAUUAUGGUCGUUUGCUCGUGACGAGGGUCUACCAUUUUCUUCAUUUUUCGCAUAUGUCACACCUGGCUGGAACAUCCCCCUCAACUCAGUGAUGGUAUCACUAAUAGUAACGGUCCUCCUCUCGAUGAUCAACAUCGGAUCCCAAGUCGCCCUCAACGCCGUCAUAUCACUCACCAUAACGUCACUGCUGUCAGCGUAUAUCGUCUCUAUUGGCUGUGUGCUCCUCAAGCGUCUUCGCGGAGAAUCACUCCCGCAGCACCGGUGGACACUGGGGAAAUUCGGUCUGGCGGUCAAUUUGGGGGCUCUGGCUUUUUUGUGCCCCAUGUUUGUUUUCGCUUUCUUUCCUUUGUCCACUGAUGUUACGGCUGAUACUAUGAACUGGAGUGUGGUGAUGUAUGUUGGUGUCAUUGGAUCCGCGUCUGUUUACUAUUGCGUUAAGGGGCGACAUCAUUUUAUUCCGCCUGUGGCUUUGGUUAAGAGAGCUGAAGAUCUUUAG
Molecule: messenger RNA, 1605 nt
Organism: Penicillium antarcticum
Lineage: Eukaryota; Fungi; Ascomycota; Eurotiomycetes; Eurotiales; Aspergillaceae
Product: putative GABA permease
Exons: 7
Coding region: 1-1605 (534 amino acids)
Biological process (GO): transmembrane transport
Cellular component (GO): membrane
Molecular function (GO): transmembrane transporter activity
Source: RefSeq, a predicted model, not a curated record